Cucurbita moschata (crookneck pumpkin) is the source of this 2550-nucleotide messenger RNA. RefSeq lists its product as uncharacterized. Gene Ontology annotation, biological process: Golgi vesicle transport. The record is from RefSeq and is a predicted model, not a curated record. Gene Ontology annotation, cellular component: membrane. The transcript has 5 exons. Lineage: Eukaryota; Viridiplantae; Streptophyta; Magnoliopsida; Cucurbitales; Cucurbitaceae. The coding region runs from base 1193 to 2230 and encodes 345 amino acids.
ACAACAACUUUUUAUUCAACUAUUACAGAGAUUAGAGAACAAACUAUUGACUUUUUGAAUAACGACACAAAUCCAGCCAAUUGCUGAUAUCAACCAUGCCGACAAGAAAACAACUAAUAAGGUUGAUGCUUUUCUGAAUUAUAGCCAUUCAUGAUCAAGAUUCUUCAAAUAAUUAUCGAGCGCAGCUAUGACAUUUAAGACAUAUCGCACCUCGUAGAAUUAAGUUUCAUACCUACUUGGAUUUAUUGUCACUUUAAUUAGCCGCCAGAGUAAGCAAGCAAGUCAGGCAGUAAAGCAGGAAGAAUUUGGAAGUCCUCCUGGCGACCAGUGUCCAGAGCAAAACCUCCAGCAGAGAGAGUGGAAGGAGAGAGCACAUUCCAUGGCGCACCAGUUUCCAGAAGGGUUUUGACAACCUCGGGAUGGCCAUGCUUGGCCGCGUUCCUAAGAGGGGUAAGGCCCUAAGCGUCAUAUCGAAAAGCAUGGGCUCCGGAUUCUAUCAGAGGCCUGCUUUGAGUUUGUCGGCGUCGCCUCUCCGCGCUGCCAGGGGCGCCACCGUCGCAGUAAUCUUGCACUCUGUCAAAAUGUAUGCACAGCAAGAGGCCCAUCUGCAAUAAAUGGGCUUUUAUAGGCCCAUCUACAAUAAAUGGACUUUUAUAGGCCCAUCUACAAUAAAUGGGCUUUUAUAGACCAAUCUACAAUAAAUGGGCUUUAUAGGCUCAUCUACAGUAACGGGCUUAUAUAGACCCAUCAACAAUGAAUGGACUUAUAGGCCCAUAUAAAAUGAGGCCCAUUGAACAUCGUCCGUAAGGUAACAAACUGCGUCGAAUCAAAAGAAAAAAAAAAUUGUUUUACCUUCGCGCGUUUCAGAAGCGGGAAAGUGUUGAUUUCCGUCGGCGACGCGCUUUGUUGAGAAUCGUGGGGCCAAAAUGACGCCCGCCUUCAGCCUUCUGCACCUUUGUUAAUUCCACGCGCCACUACUCCUUCUCGUCUCUUUCAACGACCCCAACUGGUUUCCUCCUUGCGCCCUCCUCCUCUCCAUGAUUCUACUGCAUUUUUCUUCUCCAAAUUGUUUCUAGUUCUCUACUCCGUGCCAAAUUGGCUAGAGAUUUUCGUUUUGUGUAUCAUUUUCCUUUCAGUUUUACUAUUAAUCUUUUGUGAGGGUUUCUUUCUUUCCCUUUUCGUACAAAGGAAUAUGGCUUCGAGUUUUGAUCGCUGGGAAAAGGAUCCGUUUUUCUCAGCCGCGGAGGAAGUUCAGGAAUCUGCCGAUAGAAUAGAAUCGACAUAUAGAACUUGGGUACACGCCAUGAAAGAUGGCUCCAGCAUUUGGAACUAUGAUGAGCUCGAUAGGGAUUUACGCACUGCUCUUGGCACCACCAAAUGGCAGUUAGAGGAGUUUGAACGAGCUGUGAAAGCGAGUUAUAUUAACAGCACAAAUGAAGAUCCGAGAAAUAGGCACCGGCAAUUUAUUGUAGCAAUUGAGGAUCAGAUAUUAAAAACUCAAAGUUCAUUACAAGAGUUUUCUCAAUCAAAGGGAAAAUCCUCAAUGCCUUGGAUGCGGCUGGAUGAAGGUGAAAGCAAUGAACUUGCGUUGUUUCUUUCUGGACGUUCCGCAGGUGAAGGCAAAACUGUUGUUAAAAAUGUUGUUAGUGAGAAUGAAAACCCACAGGCGAUGGACGAAGGAUCAGCCCCAGCUUGUUCAAUUAAAUCUCUUCAAUCAAUUGAACAGGGUUCUCAAGAGUGUAGAGAGAAGAAGUCCCAUGGACAUCGGAGGACAGCUAGCGCUAGUCCUGACAUUGGUUCCUGGAAGAUUGCAAUUUCAGGGGUUGAUUUCCAACCAUGUUCUCUUAAUAAACAAACCCAGAAACUUGUACGAAAGAUACCAAGUGUUUCGGGGUUUUUAAAUACUGUUGACUCUGCAUCAAAAUUCAAGUUGCAAAAGAAUGCCUUUUGGAAGUUGAAAGUAGUAGAUAGGCAUCAAGAAACUAAUCCGAUGUUGUUGCAAGCCUCUCAAUCAACUAGGGGUAUAAUUGUUGGAUAUGAAAGAAGAAGUAAGAGUUGCUUAGAUAGUUGUGAUGAUUUUUAUGAUAAGCAACUCUAUGGCUGGUACGGAUCUAUUAAAAGACAGUUUCAGAGGUCUCUAUAUCAAAUGCAGUAUAGUAGGCCUGUUCAAGUAACAUUCUUAACAAUUCUUAUUAUCUCAAUUGUUUUGGUUCUACUUCGUGUGCUGUGAGAAGCUAUUUUUCUUCACCAAGUGCUGGUAGCGUACUCGGUGUAUGACGUGAAUAGCAAUGAUUGAUGAUCGGAGCCAUAAUGGAGACAUCUUUGUUUUACCACACAGGUUCUUGUACAUUAAACAUUUUGUAACAUGCAUGUAGCCAUAGUUGAAACUUGAGAUACUCGAGUCACUGUUGUUUACCAAAAUUUAUUUAGCUGAUGAAGAGUUUAUUCCGUGUAGUACUUUCCCCAGUGACAAAAAUGGGUCCUUUCUGGAUGCCCACUUAUUUUAUUUUUGUAACCUUAAAUGAUAAAAAGUACCAAUUUUGAGAGUUA